Closterium sp. NIES-67 is the source of this 1835-nucleotide messenger RNA. Lineage: Eukaryota; Viridiplantae; Streptophyta; Zygnematophyceae; Desmidiales; Closteriaceae. The record is from the annotation of a GenBank genome assembly.
CUUCCGCCCUGCUGCCUAGGCACCCUUCACCACUCUCCACUUUCUCAGUGCUCUGUUCUUGUGAGAUCUCCCCCUUUGUUCCGCUAGAGGUUCCUGAAGAUAAUCGAAAUGUCAAAUCGGAGCUCUCAGUUGCUGAUGGUGGGAAAGUCUUAAAUGUUCCGGUCAAUGUCAAACGCGCUUUCUGACCAGCUUAGAGUUGUAGGGCACGAUUCAGUUUUACUGUGACCCGUAGGCUCUCUUCUCACGCGUCUGCUCUAUUCUCACACGCGUCACCGUACUUUGGAUCGCCAUCUUUAUUUACGAGCUGCAGCUCUGUUCCACGUGCGAUCGCCAGCCGUUUCUCUCACGCGUCAGCUCCAUCCCGAUCCCCUCGGGUCCGUGGCACGCCGUCCUGCCAUCUUUGCCGUCCGCUUCAGGGGACGACAGAGCAGGCCUAACGAUGGGCUCCAGGGCGAAAUGGGAUCCUUUCGUCGACGGCAUUCUCGAGGUCCGAGUCCGGAACUGGCUAGAAGCAGUGUUGAAAGAGAAUAUACCUCCUAAUACCGCCAUAGCCGACUGUCUUGCAGACGGCAUGAUCCUGUCACGCCUGACUGAACUCCUCUCGCCGUUCAGACCAAAGGGGGCUGGGAACAACCAGCGGCAGCAACAGCAGCAGCAGCAGCAGCAGCAGCAGGGGUGGGGCACGAAGAGCAAGUGGGACGCAAUGAUCCUCACUGAUAACUUCCUCACGAUGUGCAAGGAGUUUGGCCUGAGCGCCAUCGACCUGUUCACGUCAACGGACGUGGUCGAGAAGAAAGGCACUCGCCGCGUGUGCCUCUGCAUCCGCGCGCUCGCGCUCAGGCUGAGAGCCGCUGGCAUCCUGGCCAUUGACUUUGAGCCGGCGUCAGCAGCGGCAACAGUAAGUGCUGCGAAGCGCAUGCCAGCAGAAGGGGGGUUGGUGGAUCGGGCAGUGCGGGAGUUCAUGGGGCCCAACUACAGGCGCGGGUGGGGGAGGGAGGACGUGCCGGCCAGCCAAUCAGGCUCAGAGAACAACAGCGAUCUAUCUGGCUGGGGUAGCGCUUUGGGUGGUGGGGCUGCUGAUGGUGGUGCUGAUGGUGGUGGUAGUGGUGCCGCUGCUGCGGGUAGCAAGGUAGGAAGCCACGAUGGGAAGGAGUUGAAGAAUAAGAAGGGCAAGGGGAAAGUGUCAGGCAUUGUCAGCAAGGGGUUUGAACCUGGCUUUGAGGAAACUGAGAAGAAGAGCGUCCCAGAUGUUGCACCCACUCCAGUCUCAAGACUGGACCCCCACAUGGUCUGGCCUCCUCCCUCCGACCGCCUCUCAGCAUCAGCAGAAGGCCCAGGCAGCCUUUAUGCCAGCCUGGAUGCGUCUCGUGAUCUGUCGCCCGAUGCGGUUACCACAUCAGCCGGGACAAACUCCUCGCUCACUGACCGCUCUGCAACUGUUACAACUGUCGGCUAUUCGGAAGCAGAAGUGGACUUGGAGUCUGAAUUUUCAUCCUGCCCGUCGUCUCCUCGGGCAGCGUCACAUGCCCCUUGGACUGCUAUUGUUGGAGGGGCGAUAGCUUUUGUAGCUGUGAUGCUGCUGUUCCGACCAUCAAGGAAAAAAUACCAAAUAAGGAAGGGAGAUACUCUCACCAACAUCUCGAAGCAGGUUGGGAAGCGCAAUUGGAAGGAGAUUGCGGAACUCAACCCCAACAUUGACAACCCCCACCUUAUCUUCCCUAACAACUAUGUGGUUGUAGAUUAAAUUUCAGUAAGCCUAUCCAGUUAUAAUUCACAUGGGUGUAAAAUCAAAGACACAGCCUUUGUGCUAGUAGUUACACUAAUUAUGCUUCCUU